This is a messenger RNA of Medioppia subpectinata, 4045 nucleotides long. NCBI's taxonomy places the organism in Eukaryota, Metazoa, Arthropoda, Arachnida, Sarcoptiformes, Oppiidae. The record is from the annotation of a GenBank genome assembly.
AUGCUAUGGAUUUUACCAUUUUAUCGAUUAUGCCGGACAUCGAAAAAAGUGGAGAUCGAAGACCUGCUCAAGUGUUCGGCCGAAGACGAGGCCGAUAUAGUGGUCGCGGAGUUGGAAAAAAACUGGAAUUCGCAGCUAAACCGAGAUGAACCAAACUUUUACACAGCAUUCCGGCAAACAUUUGCACUACAACCAAUACUGUUGGGAAUUAUUGUCAGACAUUUCUCGGCCACUAAUAGUGACGAGAAUUUCAUGCCAAUUAGUAUAGCGGCCUGUGCUAUAUGCCUGUCCAUACUGUCCAUCAUCAAUACACAACACCCGGCCUAUACCGCCAGCAAUAGGCUCUCUAUGCGGGCCAAAGUGGCCUGGAAUACAAUUAUAUACAAAAAGUGUCUGAAACUGAGCCGAUCAUCGCUGGCCGACACAAACGUCGGACACAUCAUUAAUCUAACCACUAAUGACACCAAACGUUUCGAUGAAUUUGCAAUUGUGGGCAGUUAUCUGCUGGUCGUACCGAUUCAGACCAUUAUUUUCAUGUACAUCGGGUGGCAAUACUUGGGCGCCGCGUGUUUGGCCACAUUCGCCGGUCUUUGUCUAUUCAUACCAUUGGUCUCUUGGAUUGGCACCAAAAUCACAGAAAUUAGAUCCAAGACAAGCAAACUAACGGGUCAUCGCAUAUGUCUGACAAACGACAUCAUCCGCGGUAUACGUGUCAUCAAAAUGUAUGGUUGGGAACAGUAUUUCCAGCGCCUGAUACACGACGCGCGCCGACAAGAAGUGAAACAAAUUCAAAAGUCAUCGACUCUACUGUCGCUAACACUGUCCGUGUCGUUCAUAUCGGCCCGACUGUUGCUAUUCCUGUCGAUCAUCGCAUUUGUGGUGACCGGCGGCCGAUUGACAGCCGAGACAGUGUUCGUGACGAUCGCUAUGUUUGAACGGCUCCGCUACUCAAUGACAUGGAUGUUACCGCAGGCCGUGUCCGGUGCGGCCGAAGUGGUGGCCGCCUGUAAACGGUUGCAACAGUUUUUGCUUUUGCCCGAAAUGAAACCUAUUGUACGUCAAAGUGGUGCCAAACCUGAAGCCACAGGUGUCGUGAUCGCCGGCCUCUCCUCAAGCGUGCCUUCAUGGCCGCCUUUUUUGCUUUUGCCCGAAAUGAAACCUAUUGUACGUCAAAGUGGUGCCAAACCUGAAGCCACAGGUGUCGUGAUCGCCGGCCUCUCCUCAAGCGUGCCUUCAAUUGAUCCCAAAUACAAGAAUAAGUCUAAAUAUCUUCUCAAAGAUAUCAACUGUGAUGUAAAACGGGGCGAAUUGAUGGCCAUUGUGGGGCCGGUGGGCGCCGGGAAGAGCUCAAUAUUUGCGGCAAUUCUGGGAGAGUUGGAUGACAUGACUGCCGGUAGUGUCGGAGUGAACGGCUCCGUCGCAUACGUGAGCCAAAAGUCGUUUUGCUUUAACGGCACGAUUCGCGACAAUAUUCUGUUCGGUCGACCCUUUGAUCACAAACUAUACCAUAAAAUACUCUUUAUGUGCGCUCUGGAGGAAGAUCUCAAGAAUCUGAGCGCCGGUGAUAUGACAGUUGUCGGCGACAGGGGCUCGACGCUGAGCGGUGGCCAGAGGGCCAGGAUUAAUUUGGCCAGAGCACUUUACUUGAACGCCGAUAUCUAUCUCUUGGACGACCCGUUGAGCGCCGUCGACGCCUCUGUAGCCAAACAUAUAUUUGAAAAUUGUGUGUUGGACUUCUUGCGCGACAAAUGCGUGCUUUUGGUGACAAAUCAGAUGCAGUUUCUGAAGAGGAGCACAAAAAUACUAUACCUAAUGAGCGGCCGGUGUCUGGCGUUUGGCGCCUACAAUGAUCUGCUCAAUAGUGGCAUUGAUUUCAUGGCAAUACUUAAAGAGCCCAACACUGAGAACAAUACCGACGCCGAAGACACCGAUUCCAGUGACAACAGUGUCAAAGUGAUGGACAAGAAAAGACAAUCAAACAAUAAAAACAGCGCUAAACUUAUGGUAAAAGGGUUUAACAUCGAUGAUGAUAAUGAAAAUACCGGUGCGAUUGGUCUGCGAGUAUAUUUUGAUUACUUUACCGCCGAUUCCGGCUGUACUCUCAUCGGAUUCGCGUUGCUGUCAACACUAGUCACGCAAUUCCUGUUCCAUAUGACCGACUAUUGGCUUACAUUUUGGGAUGACAAUAAGAGUGAAUCCGUGACCACCACUUCGGACACGAACCGCAAGAAUAUCAUGAUAUACUCACUCAUGAGUUGUGGUCUAUUUGUUUUCGCCACAUUGCGAUCGAUGACAUUCUUCCACAUGUGUUUGCGUUCAUCGCAUUUCUGUCACAAUCAGAUCUUUGACAGACUUUUGCGCACAUCGAUGGCUGUCUUUGAUUACAUGCCUAUCGGUCAAAUACUCAAUCGAUUCACACGUGAUAUAGGGAUACUCGACGAGACUCUUCCACAGAAACUCUUUGAUCUAAAUUUGGCUCUGAUCCAAUUGAUCGGUCUGUUAACGGUUGUCAUAACUGCCAACCACUACUUCAUACUCCCGGUACUGGUGUUCGCGACCGUCCUAUACAUCGUGCGUCGGCUGUACGUCAAGCCGUCGCAAGCGAUGCGCAAAUUUGAAGCCAUGACCCGUAGUCCGCUAUACUCGCACAUUAGCACCACGAUGGAGGGUCUGACCACAAUCCGGGCGUUUGGCGUACAAGAGCUGUUCCGGCGUCAGUACAGCGCCUACCAGAACGACCACACGAGCACGUGGUGGCUACAGGUGUCCACCGCCCGCUUCUUCGGCGUGUGUCUCGAUUACAUCGGUUUCGUAUUCAUCACAAUCGUUAUCUCGUUGUUACUCGUCUUCAGAUCAGAUGUGUCGGACACUAGCGCCGGACUGGUCUUCUCGUCCAUAUUGGCGAUGAUAUCCAUCGCUCAGUGGGCUAUCAAACGGACAGUGGAUGUGGAGAUAUGGAUGACAUCGUUGUUACGGUUGAAACAGUAUUUGCAUUUACCGGAAGAGCGGAUGGAAAUGGAGGACAGCGAGGAUGGCGUGGAGAAGAGAAAACGCUUUCAGAUACCCGCCGAGUGGCCAAAGAGUGGUCAGAUUACUGUUCGCAAUCUGCGGAUGACGUACCCGAACAACAGCGGCGAACUGAUCCUCAAGAAUAUCAGCCUUAAGAUACUGAACGGCCAGAAGAUUGGUAUCGUUGGCCGCACCGGCAGUGGUAAGACAUCGCUGAUCAACGCCCUGUUCCGACUCAUGCCAUCCGAUGGCAAUAUCACUGUCGACGGCAUUAACAUCAAUAAUAUAGGUCUGAAAGAUCUGCGGAAGAACAUCUCGAUUAUACCGCAGGAGCCGACGGUCUUCAACGGUUCCAUUCGCGCCAAUUUGGAUCCGUUUGAAGAGUUCACGGAUGAGGAGGUGUGGCGGGCGUUGGACGCGGUGCAGCUCAAGACACUGGUCCAGUCGCUGCCCGAACGGCUCCGGGCGGUCAUAUCGGAAGAGGCGCUGACACUGAGUGUGGGUCAGAAGCAGCUGAUCUGUCUCUCCAGAGCUAUACUCCGGAAGAAUCGCAUAUUGAUCUUAGACGAGGCCACCGCUAAUGUCGACCACAAGACCGAUGCGCUCAUACAGACGGCCAUUAAGACCAAGUUUAGCGACUGCACUGUGAUUACGGUCGCCCAUCGCAUCGAGACCAUCAUCGACUGCGAUCGCAUUCUGGUGAUGAAGGAGGGGAUGAUUGUGGACGACAACUGCCCUCACCUUCUUCUGGAACAGGAGAACAGCUAUUUCUCGCAAUUAGUCAAACAAACGGGUCGUCUGAUGGCCAGUCGACUGCAAGAGUCGGCACAACAAAGUUUCCACAACAAGAAACAAGUGUUGAACAGAAACACAGCCAUCGAUACCGUCUUAAGGCAGAGGAAUAUCUGAAGACUUUGUUUCUCCGAAAUCAUUGUUUUUCAUCGCUUAUGAAAUUAAAUUAUUUUUAGGCAUUUAUUUCCAAAUGAAUUGCUAUUUAUUUUUCAAUAGGUUUUUAUAGCACUUGUUUUUAUUGUGU